AUGGCCUCACAGAAGCAGAUGCUAGCAGCUUUACAAAAACAGGCCGCAAGCCAAGCAGCCCUACUUGCCAGCCGUCCAAGAUUUGUCAAGAGGGUUGAAUUGACCAGUGAAUAUACCGUCCACUUGGUGAAGUUCAACAACAAGCCAUACUUGGCGAGCGCGGAGAUCGCGGCUUUCUUCUGGGAAUUCGAUAAACUUCGAUCUGUGUUGCGACAAAAGAAGCUGGAUUUGAGCAGGGAGGUGAUUUCCAGUAAAGAAUAUCCCGAGCUGUUCACAGAGCUUGGCAUGUACAAUGUCCCAUGGAUGUUUGAAGGGAAAGCUCUGCGGUUAUGUAUCACUCUGUAUCACCUCCCAGGAGUGCCAGUGAUCCUUCAGGAACUGGGGAACAAGUCAGAAAGCCUUAAAUCGGCCAUCAAACAGCUGAUUGAAACCUUUGACCCUAAUGACUUGUGUUGGAAUCCACAGCUGCAGCUAGAGAGUGAGGAGGCAGACGGUAGAGGAGUAACAGCAGCCAUGGCAUUGGACGGCAGGGGGACAGCUGCCGAACAGUCAGACUCUGGUUCCAUCUUUGGUGAACUGGAACUCCAGGAGAUGAAGAUAACGCGUGAUGUACUGCAAAUUAAACGGAAGCGUCUGCUGGAGCAGUUAAUCCAUGCCACCACCAGUGACCUUGACAUUGUGGAUAGUCUGAUGACUCUGGAAAUGGACAUCAAGUGGCUGAGCUCAAAACUCAGUGAGCUUACAACUGGUGGAGAGCCGGUGUCAUCGGGAGAUGUACUGAACCCGUCUACUGCCUCUACCCUGCCAUCUGUCAGCAGUCUGGGUGCUGAAAUGACCCAGGUAUUGAGUCCGAGUAAGAUCAAGGUACCUCCCAUCCAGGUGGUCAACCCGACGCGUCCACUAGCAGCUGAGGCAUACCAGGAGAAUCCUGUGAUGGCUCAGUCUACAGGUAGUGCUCCCUCAGUAUCACAGCCUGCACCUGGACAGAUAGGUGGUUUCCCCAGGAGCAUCCCAGGAGCCUCUCAGUCUGGACCUGGUCAAGUACCUGCUCUGCCUAGCAUGCCAGUGUCUGCUGCAACUUCCCAGCCUGCAUCUGGUCAGAUCCCCCCAGGUAUCAUGCAAGCUUCCUCGUUCACAUCGCAACCUCCCGUUGGUGUACCUGGCAUGCCAGCAGGUCCACAGUCAUCAGCAGGCCCACAGUCCUCUCUGAUGGAGGACAUACAGUACAGUCUUCUGCUGCAGUCUAUGUUGUUGCCUUCCGUGAACCUACUAAACCAAACAUUGGUGCGGUGUGGGGCCAGCCCAUCCAGCGUCGCAUCAAGCGCCCUGCCAAACCUCUCUGCUGCUGGCCUGACGUUCCCAACCCAUGUUGGUGCGGCUCCUGUGCCUCAUUCUGCUCCGCAACAACUGACUGGGCUACAACAACAGCAGCAACAUCGUUUAUCUCAGUUACAACAGAGACAGCAGCAGCUGGGUCAAUCUCAGGUGGCCUUUCCCCAGCUGCAACAGCAGCAAUGUCAGCCCGAGCCACUUCAGCUUGGCGUCUGUUCGCCCUGCAAGUCCUCUCCGCAAGUUCAAGAUGAGCAGCAGGAUCGUGCCACAGAAGCGGAGUCCCAGGCCCGCUGGCUGCAGCAGUAUGUGUCCACACAGUCACAAGUGAGACCGUCCAUCCUGCAGCAGAACGGCACAACCCAGCAACAUGCCCAUUCACUUUCCUCCGCAUUGCAACAUCAACAACAACAACAAUUACAGCAAGUUAUAUCCCCAUCCAGUGCUGAAGCUCAACAUAGUAUGCAGGGCUCUGUUGGAAUCAUGCCACCAGCACCUUCAGGGGGAGUAGCUCCAGACUUGUAUCCAGUGGUGGACCAGUUACCUGCCCUUGAGGGACUAGCCGCUCAGGGAGUGGGACAGACACAAGGAAAUGAGGCUGUGUUGUUGUCUGAUCUGGUCCCCCUGCUGACCCUAGGUAUGGAAGAACCUGGCUCUCCCAGUUAGUUUUGACUCACACUGAAGGCUUAAUUCGCUUCCCGACAUGACAAAGUUUAUUACAAUGCCAGUUUCUCAAGUUAGUCACAGUUUGAUUGAACAUCUGAAGUCGAGUGAACUGAAAAUGCAUACCACAGAGAUAAUCAGAAGAAUAUGUUUCUCAGAGCUUGCCUGAUAUGGAAAAUGUUUACUGAUCGUUGAAUGAUCCUGUAGGUUAGUUGGUAAAGAAAAUGUUUACUGAUUAUUGAAUGAUCCUGUAUACCGAGGUUAGUUGGUAAAGAAAAUGUUUACUGAUUAUUGAAUGAUCCUGUAUGCCGAGGUUAGUUGGUAAAGAAAAUGUUUACUGAUCAUUGAAUGAUCCUGUGUGCCGAGGUUAGUUGGUAAAGAAAAUGUUUACUGAUCAUUGAAUGAUCCUGUGUGCCGAGGUUAGCUGGUAAAGAAAAUGUUUACUGAUUAUUGAAUAAUCCUGUAUGCCGAGGUUAGUUGGUAAAGAAAAUGUUUACUGAUCAUAGUAGGAUCCUUUAUGGAGAGCUUAACUGGUAAAGAAAAUGAUUACUGCUCAAACUGGGAUCUUUUACAGUGAACUUGUUUAGUAAAGAAAGUGUCAAAAUAGAAUGCUUUACAUUGAGGUUGUCUAGUAAAGGAAAUAUUUACUGAUCAUAGUAGAAUCCUUUAUGGUGAGCUUGUCCGGAUAAAGAAAAUAUUCUCCGAUCAUACUGUAAUCGAUUACGGUGAGCUUGUGUAGUAAAGAAAAUAUUUAUUGAUCAUACCAAGGUCCUUUACGGUGAGUUUGCCUGGUAAAGAAAAUGUUUACUAAUCAUAGUUGGAUCCUUUAUCGUGAGUUUGCCAGGUAAAGAAAAUUUUUCCUGAUCAUACUGGGAUGCAUUAGGCAGACUGAAAUCUUGUUUGAUGAAGGACGGUGUUACUGGGGAAAGGACACAUCCAUUAUGGAGAGCUUUUGUUGGGUCUGGAAAAAUGCGUAAUAAUCAAUGAUAGAUCCUCUAUGGAGGACGGUAUUGUAUGAAAAAUUUGUACCGAUCAUGGAUGGAUUCUUUAUCCAGAGGUUUGGUAAAGGGGAAUGUGUACUGAUCAUUCAGUGAUCCAUGGGAGGGUCCAUGCCUCACUGGUUGUCUGGAAAAAGAGU
Molecule: messenger RNA, 3130 nt
Organism: Liolophura sinensis
Lineage: Eukaryota; Metazoa; Mollusca; Polyplacophora; Chitonida; Chitonidae
Exons: 10
Coding region: 1-1995 (664 amino acids)
Source: RefSeq, a predicted model, not a curated record